This is a messenger RNA of Echinostoma caproni, 300 nucleotides long. NCBI's taxonomy places the organism in Eukaryota, Metazoa, Platyhelminthes, Trematoda, Plagiorchiida, Echinostomatidae. The record is from the annotation of a GenBank genome assembly.
AUGGAUGGUUAUAAUGCAACUAUACUUGCUUAUGGACAGACUGGUUCUGGUAAAACGUAUACCAUGGGAACCGGUUUCGAGCUCGGAACUGGGCAUUCGGACGCCGGAAUUAUACCGCGUGCUGUGCAGUAUUUGUUUGCGAGCGUAGCCAAUCGUCGUGCUCAAGCAGCAGCCAGGCAUGAACCUGUGCCAGAAUUCAAGGUCGUUGCACAAUUUCUCGAGGUGUGUUUAGUCGUAAUCACUAAUCACUAUUUGAAGAGUAAUUUCACCGAUACAUUGAGUGGCAGCAACCCGAACUGA